GAUGAGAUCGUUGAAAGUGCUCCUACAACCGAAUCGAACGGUUUUCAUACGCUGCAGGAUUAUAAGCCGCCAGUUGUUCCUAAUGAAGCUGAAUAUCAGGAAUGGCAAGAAAUCAAUUUUAACGGAUCAACCGCUAUGCUUCGUACAGACGUCACUUUGACGGCCGAAAUGGUCAAUGAGCACUUUCCGCCAUUCAACGUUCUUCAAGCUGAUCAUAAGGUUGGUGCAAGCUUUAGACGGUUACAUGCCAGCUCCGGCCCAGAAAUCAGUUUCCAAAUAUCAUGUUAA
Anisakis simplex (herring worm) is the source of this 288-nucleotide messenger RNA. Lineage: Eukaryota; Metazoa; Nematoda; Chromadorea; Rhabditida; Anisakidae. The record is from the annotation of a GenBank genome assembly.